Molecule: messenger RNA, 1968 nt
Organism: Colletotrichum chrysophilum
Lineage: Eukaryota; Fungi; Ascomycota; Sordariomycetes; Glomerellales; Glomerellaceae
Gene: LCB2
Product: serine palmitoyltransferase component
Exons: 1
Coding region: 1-1968 (655 amino acids)
Biological process (GO): sphingosine biosynthetic process; ceramide biosynthetic process
Cellular component (GO): serine palmitoyltransferase complex
Molecular function (GO): pyridoxal phosphate binding; serine C-palmitoyltransferase activity
Source: RefSeq, a predicted model, not a curated record
AUGCCGCAGACUGAGAAGGAAAGGAGACCUUCUCGUUCCGGCAACCGGAUCACCAACUUCUUCACUUCACCAAAGGGCGCCAAGGAUAAGGACCACCAGACUGCCCAUCAGGCUCUCUUGGCCAUGCAGCAGCAAAAUAUUUCUUCCACCCAAAUCACUCCCUCCACCAUCUCCCUGCCUACCAUCUCUCUCUCGACCGCCAAUGCGAACGAGCCCGACAACAGCGAGCCCCCGACGACCCUUUUUUCGCCUCCCUCCGCCUUCGAGACGGAGAAGAAGCGCCGCUACGAUGCUCAAUUCGGUCCCCUCUUGCACCCUAGCCACCGCUACGUGAGCAAGUCCAACGAUGGAAAGCCUCUCGACCCGCCCAUCAUUGAUGAGCCGCCUUACUACUACAUCCUCACCACCUACAUCAGCUACCUGCUCCUCAUUCUCUUCGGCCAUGCUCGCGACUUCUUCGGCAAGAGGUUCGGCGACAAGAAGCACUACCAGGCUCUCAAGCCUCAGAACGGCUAUGCGCCCUUGAACGAGGACUUUGACAACUUCUACGUCCGCCGACUCAAGAUGCGCAUUGACGACUGCUUUGCCCGACCCAUCACCGGUGUUCCCGGCCGCUACAUCACCCUCAUGGACCGCGAGUCCAGUGACUACAACCGAACUUACAACUACACCGGAACCCACACUGAGACCCUCAACAUGAGCUCUUACAACUACCUUGGCUUUGCCCAAUCCGAAGGUCCCUGUGCCGAUGCCGUCGAGGAGUGCGUCAAGAAGUACGCUCUCAGCACUUGCAGCCCUCGCGCCGAUGUUGGUACAUCCGACCUGGCUCUCGAGGUCGAGAAGGAAAUCGCCAGUUUCGUCGGAAAGCCCGCUUCUAUGGUCUUCUCCAUGGGUUUCGUCACCAACGCCUCGUCCUUCCCUGCUCUCGUCUCCAAGGGUUGCCUGAUUCUCUCCGAUGAGCUCAACCACGCCUCCAUCAGAGUCGGUGCUCGUCUGUCCGGUGCCGUCAUCUCCUCCUUCAAGCACAACGACAUGAUUGAUCUCGAGCGCAAGCUCCGCGAGGCCAUCUCUCAAGGACAGCCCCGCACGCACCGCCCGUGGAAGAAGAUUUUGGUUGCCGUCGAGGGUCUCUACUCCAUGGAGGGAACCAUGUGCGACUUGCCCGGUAUCAUGUCUCUGAAGGACAAGUACAAGUUCUAUCUCUUCAUCGACGAGGCUCACUCCAUUGGUGCCAUCGGUCCCCGCGGACGUGGUGUUUGCGACUACUUCGGCAUUGACCCUAGCCGUGUUGACAUCCUCAUGGGUACCCUCACCAAGUCUUUCGGUGCCAACGGUGGAUACGUCGCUGCUGAGAAGUCCAUUAUCGACAAGCUGAGGAGCACCAACGCCGCUACUAUCUACGGCGAGUCGCCCGCCCCCUCGGUUCUCAUGCAGAUUCUGGCUUCCCUCCGUCUCAUCACUGGCGAGCUUUGCCCUGGUCAAGGUGCCGAGCGCCUGGAGCGUAUUGCUUUCAACUCUCGCUACCUCCGCCUGGGUCUUAAGCGUCUUGGCUUCAUCGUCUACGGCCACGACGACUCCCCCAUUAUCCCCGUCAUGCUUUACAACCCUGGAAAGAUGCCCGCAUUCAGCCACGCGAUGCUUAAGCGCAAGAUCUCUGUCGUUAUUGUCGGCUACCCCGCUACGCCUCUCAUCAGCUCCCGCGCUCGUUUCUGUGUCUCUUCGGCCCACAACAAGGAGGAUCUCGACAGAUUGCUCCAGGCUUGCGACGAGAUUGCCGACCAGCUCCAGAUCAGAUUUUCCACUGGUGUUGCUGGUGGCGCCGAGCCUCUCCCCGAGGGUGUCACACCCGAGACGGAGAAGGAGUGGCGCAAGGCGAACGGUCUCGAGGGCGUCUACAAGCCUCCCCGCUGGAAGCUCGAGGACGUCAUUGCCCGCGGUGUCCAGGACUGCAAGACCAUUCUGCGAUAA